Paraglomus brasilianum is the source of this 1359-nucleotide messenger RNA. NCBI's taxonomy places the organism in Eukaryota, Fungi, Glomeromycota, Glomeromycetes, Paraglomerales, Paraglomeraceae. The record is from the annotation of a GenBank genome assembly.
AUGCCAUACUCGGCCCCCGGACCAAACCCAAUCAACAUGCUCGCAACUUCAGAAAAACACAGAGCUAGAAGAGAAGUCAAAGAUAUUCCUCCAUUCUCUGGCUCACCACGUUCCCGAAGAUCAAAUUCAGAGUCAUGUCCCCGAAAAAUCGACCUCAAUGCCUGUGUGUCCGUUCUAGAGACCUGCGAAAAUAUACUCCGGAAACAAAACGGUGAAGUGGUAAAAUCUUCCCUGAAGAAGGCAAAGUCGGCUCCUGUCACACCUACCUGUCCCAAGGCCGUCCAUUUUGAUGAAAACGAUCUCGAACAUGUAAAAUGGUUCUUCGAACAAGAGAAACCAACAGCAGUCAGCGCUGAGGCAUCAUCUGAAGAAGAGUUUUCAUCCGAUGAAUCUGAAACUUCUUUGUCGGAAGACGAGGAAGAACCCGAACUUGUUAUUUCCUUACCCAACUUUCCGCGAAUUACGACAAAGCACAGUUCAAAACGAGUAUCGCUGGAACAAGUUUAUCUUUCUCCUGAUAGACGUGCACUGAUGGGUCGUAUCCACGUACGAAAUCUGGCAUUUCAAAAAUCAGUGUCCGUCAGAUAUUCCUUUGACUUUUGGCGAACGUAUUCGGAAAUAUCUGCCACAUAUUCUGAGAAUACCCAAGAUCGCAAGAAAAGCAACUAUGAUACAUUUAUAUUCUCCAUCGAAUUCACCGAUAAUUCUCGUAACUCCAUAGAUGGCCGUACCAUGUACUUUGCCAUCAGGUAUAAUGUGAACUUGACCGAUUACUGGGACAAUAACAACGGAUCCAAUUAUCAAGUAGAUUUCAAACGUGUCCGACGAGAGCCCGUCAACAAGUCAAGAUCUCGAAAGGCUAUGUCCAAGGUUCGGUCCAAGGCAAAAAAAGAUGUGCCUAUUAAUGAAGAAUUUUCUCGCUCGCCCCCAUCGAUUGUAUCGUCUCGUUACACGUCUUCGGUGUCGGCUACAAAUAAGAAGUCUAUCAAGAACAGAUAUAAUAUUAACGAUUCGUUGUCCGCGGCGAUGACUACUCCGACACCCAAAUCGUCGCAACCAACUAGGCCCUCUCGUGAACUAUCAUCAUAUAACCCUCCAACCAUCUCUGACGCUAACAACGACUCGCUCAAGGCAUUCUUUUCAAAUAGUCGUAUUGAUGGAGUUUCGGCCAGCGUAGAGUCAAACAACCAAGGGGAUUUCGGAAGAAAUGUCAAGAUAACAACUUCUUCCACUCCCAUUGCCAUCCCAUCAAAGCCAGCAAUUGGAUCGACAUCUUAUUUCGAGCUUGUUGAACGAUAUUGCUUCUUUCAAGGUACACAUACGGGAUACGCUAAUUCCCCCCCAAUCGCUUCUUCGUGA